AUGAGCUCCCCGCCCUCACCGGGCUGCCGCCGGAUCAGCUCCCCGCCCUCAGGGGCCGCGCUGCCCGUCGGGCUGGAGGCGCCCCGCAUUGAGGCGCGGCUGCUGUCGCCUGUCCCGGCCCCACAGAGCGAAACUGCUCCUGGAAUGCCUCAAAAAAGGCCAAGGGUUCUUCUGAAGUAUAUAAGUCACCCAAAAACUAGGAACAGCAUUCCUAUAGAAGAGAUCUUUGAGAUUUACAGCAUGAGGCCCUCAGCAACACACUGGCAGAACUCUGCAAAAGACCACUGGAUUCAACCUUUCAAGAUGUCCCUGCAUCCAUCUGCCUUGCUGACUGCCCCUGAAGCUGCAGAGCAUGCCCAGAAGAAAAGCAUCAAGUACCAAACACCAACAGCACAUCAAAAACAAGGCCCUCAUUCAGCAAGGACAGCUGAAAAGAACAGCAAGCAACUGGACACACUGACCAGAGGAAAGCAACUGGGUGUCAAAAUAGGUCUGGAGAAUUCACACAAGGCAGUAAAACAGUUUUUGCAAUGCAACAGGGAAUGUCCCAGUCUUGUCUACCCUUCUCAGCUCUCUUUAUCUGCCCUGCAGUCCCCAUCUCUCCUGAUGGAUUCAGCCCUGCCUGCUGUGCUUGUGCUUAUUAACAUUUGCAUCCUGCAGGGAGCUACAGAAGCAAAACAAGGAAUCUCUCCAAGGAAGCCUGGAACAAACUCAGAAGGGAGGAGAGCAAAUGAAGCAAAGCCAUAACAAAGACCCAGACUUCAUGUACCUCACUUAGUUGUAGAUGUCUUUCUUUGAGGGCUGCUCCUGUGACACCACCACAGACCCCUCAGACCUGCAUGCCUUCCUCAACUGCUGAUGAAGUGGAAACCAGCUGCUGGACGAUAUGUGAAUGUUCCACACAGGCCAUCAAUACUUCCUG
Prinia subflava (tawny-flanked prinia) is the source of this 922-nucleotide messenger RNA. RefSeq names its product chromosome 6 C2orf80 homolog (gene C6H2orf80). NCBI's taxonomy places the organism in Eukaryota, Metazoa, Chordata, Aves, Passeriformes, Cisticolidae. The record is from RefSeq and is a predicted model, not a curated record. Bases 1 to 747 code for a protein of 248 amino acids. The transcript has 6 exons.